AUGUCCCUUCGAAUUUGGAUGGGUCACCUCUGCCCUGCCACUUACCAGCUACCAGGAGGAAACGAGACAAAGCACCGGCGCUGGGCUAGGUGUGCCUCCCCGAGAAGCGCGCCUGUCCCUGGAGAGCGCGCAGCCAGCUGGGACCUGCUGGGAGCACAGCGCAGCCGGGCGGGACGACCCCUCAAGCCCCCGCGCCUCCUCACGCUCCAAGGGCCGCGUGGGGACGUCGGGCAGACAACCUCUCCUGGUUGUUUCCCCCAAAAACGAGUCUGUGAAAACAACUGCUGCCCAGGACACUGCGGCUACAAGGUGAAGACAACAGCCCAGGGCCCGCCGGGCUCUUCCACUGUCAACCCUGGCCCUUGGCGAAGCGCUGGGCCCAUGCUCUCCGCCUCAAGGAAAACUUCUGGAUCUCAGCGCUUUUGGGGUGGCUCCGUGGGCCACAGCCACGUGCCACAGCCUCGGAGCGCCCAGCGCCGGCUCCGACGGCUGGGGCCGCCCCUCCUAGCAAUCCUAGGGGGCAGGGGGCGAGGGAGCCCGGGAGAGGGAACCUGUCCACAUCUCUCUCCUUUCUGCCUCCGGGGACUGCAGAGGCAAAGGAAGCCCGCUGCAGAAAACUCUGUCCGGCCGCCUGCCUUGCACCUCUUCGGAGCUGCUUGGGGAGUCAAGGGCGCGGCCUCGGCUUUGUCACCACAGCGGGCGCCCGAGGGCGAGAAGGGCGGGAGUGGGAGCUCUGUGGGCGCCGGGACCCCCGUUUCUGCCGUUUUGGCGCGCAGUGUCCCCGAGUCGGGGCUCUCUGCAAGGGAGAGAGGACUGCCCUCCGGUAGGGAAGACUCCGCCGCAGGACGGCUGGCCCCACCCGUCCCGGGGCGCACGGCUGCAGGGCGCGAGGUGCAGGCGGAGCGCCGGGCAGGGAGCCUGGCCCGCGCCGCCAGCCCGCUCAGCGCCCCGCGCCGGGGAGGGUUUCCCGGCGGGCGCGCAGACCCACCCGCAUCGGCGAGGCCGCCCGACUGCGCUCUUCGCCGCCGGCCCGCGCGUACCUGUGUCUACUGGAGAGAGCGACAUGAAGAAGAAAAGCAAGUCAGGUUAAGAGCCAGCCCUUCCCGAAGGAGCACAGGAGCUGAAGGGGAAGCAGAAGGAUUCUGCAAAGCAUUGUCAGGACUGGGGCUGACAGACUGUGCUCAUCAGAGUCAUGAGGCACUGCCUUAGAAGCUGUGUGGUGCCUUUGAUACCACGAACAAAUCUUACCCAACAGUUACAAGCAGAGUUUAGGACCCACAGGAAAGAGAUCUGAGCAUUGGAGACAGCAAGAUGUGAAUGUCUGGACUGUGCUGAGAGGGACAAUGGGGCAGGUUGCAUGAUAGAUUGUUGCCAACCUCGAUACCAGAUCAACUGCCAAAUGGCCUGAAGAAGAGCGCUCUGCUGAUACAAGUGUCAGAAACAGUGAUCACGUGGCAGCACAGAAGGGGCCUCUUAAAGGGGCCCAGAGAGAUACAGUGAAGCCCUUGUGACAGAUGGAAGUGCGGAGCAUUGCCUAACAACUUUGUGCACUGAUCCUGUCCUGCUGGGGCCUCUGAGGAGGCACACCUGUUCCUUAUCUUUAUAGGAGGCUUUUCCUUUGAAGUCCAAGGCAUGCUGAUGGAAAGGCAAGAGGAUCCUGCAAAGAAGGUCAUUCUUGUGAGAACAAACUACUUCAUAACUGCUUCUUCUCCAUGCCAGUUCAUCUCCUUUCCUCUUUCCUAAGCUAAUCUCGCUUUUGUCUUAUUUACUGUGGUGGAUUGACAGCUGGUGUCAACUUGUAACACCCACCUGAACUGAA
Messenger RNA from Chinchilla lanigera (long-tailed chinchilla), 1819 nucleotides. Its product is annotated as collagen alpha-2(V) chain-like. The coding region runs from base 1 to 1209 and encodes 402 amino acids. The transcript has 7 exons. NCBI's taxonomy places the organism in Eukaryota, Metazoa, Chordata, Mammalia, Rodentia, Chinchillidae. The record is from RefSeq and is a predicted model, not a curated record.